Molecule: messenger RNA, 5362 nt
Organism: Anneissia japonica
Lineage: Eukaryota; Metazoa; Echinodermata; Crinoidea; Comatulida; Comatulidae
Exons: 5
Coding region: 3077-4927 (616 amino acids)
Molecular function (GO): carbohydrate binding
Source: RefSeq, a predicted model, not a curated record
ACUAAAGUAUAAGUUAUGAGAGCGACUACAUUCGGUGACUUAAAAUGCGAUGUUUUUACUUGUUGGUUGGUACCAAAUGAAUAUAGUUUAUUAUUUUGAUAAAGCUAUACAAUAAUCAUAAAUUGUUUUAGAAAGGACAACCAUCACCUUGACGUGUUUCAUAAUGCUGUCAUAUACCGCAACAUGCUACGGUGGUUUGAUUUUGGUCUCGAUGUCAUUUUGUGUCUACACUCAACCAUCAUGCAACAGAAACAAUCAUACUUACGGACAGCAGACGCGUUAUAAGCGGCCAGGCCGAUGGACCAAUGAUAUCUAAGGGGAACCGGUUUUAGCGGCUAAAAUCGACCCGGUGGACCAAUUUUAGCUUUAGCAAUUUUGGCGUGACAUACAGUAAUAUACGGUACCAACUGCGGAGGCACAUUUACUACAACAUUAAUCACCACAAUUUUGUUUUGGAAAAUAAGAUCACCUUUCUUCAUAUGGCUACAUACAGAUAGAACUAGGCCUAUGGCAAUUAUGUUAAAAUUAAAUACGUUUCUCUCUCAUUUUGUAUUUUAUGUGAUUUUAUAUAAGUGGAUGCAAAAGAUGCUUCUUCUCAAAUGUCGAAACAUUAUGCAAUUUGUGUGUACCACACACUCCAGGGCAAGGUAAUUACUGUACUUAUUUAUAUAAUUUGUAAAGUAGUAGACAGCCUGAAAAAAAAACUAAUAAUAAUGUAAUGAUUAUGAUUUAAAGUGCUUCUUUUAAAAAUGAAUGCUAUUAGUAUUGAGAAUUACUACUACAAAACAAUACCCAAGGCUACAGUAACGACAGUCUGUAUUAACCGACAUUAAAUAACCUAUACAACCGUCUACAGUAAAGCAAACGUGUUUUCAAUGUAUUUUGUUUCUUUGAAAUUUAUGUACCGUGUACCGUAAUCUACUACCUCGAAAAAAGCCCUGCUAUCUUGAAAAGAAGCCCAUGGUCUUCUUUGAGGGAUGGGAUUCCUUUCGAGGUUUGCAAACUAAAGAAGAGGGGGUGAUGGCCUAAAUUCGAGAUGGGAUUCUUCAUCUUUAGAUUAAGCCAAUUGGAUUAUAUUCGAGGUUUUACAGUAUUUCGAUAUGCUGUUACUCUAGUUAGUUUAAUCAUAAAAUCAUGUGGCCCCAUGUAAAGAAAGUUUGGUUGUGGGUUGACACUUUUUUUACGAGUAAAAUCAAUGUAAACCGUGCUUUUUUAAGUGGUUGAAAAACCCCCAAAUUUUAUGAAGGACUACUUCUGUCACAGAUAACCUAGCACGAUCGUGUCCUUGGCACAUACCGGUAUGCAAUGGCAAAAAAACAGGACUUUUAGUCCAGAGGCUAGAAACCAAAAAGGUGCACUCCCUGCUUUAUUCCUGUCAUUUUUUUAGUUACCUUUAUGUCUAACCUUCAAAAAUGCCUUAUUACUCAAGCGAUAUCUGGUCGCCAGUGGCUAUAAACCGACAUCGAAGAUAGGUAUACCAGUUUCUGUAGGCAUUAGAAUUUGGGAGAUUUAUUUGGGUAGGGGUUAAAUUUAUGCCCACAACUUUUUACCAAUUGAAUAUAUUUUCUUUUCAGUAUCAAGUGUAGAAUGAUAUGUUUCCUAUCAUUUGGUAUAAAGGACAGUGUAAUUACAUCGUUAGUUAUGUUACAGGAGGUCGAAAGGUCAUCAAUCAAAUACAGUAUCAACAUCGAAUUUCGCAUAAAAUAUAUAUUAAAACUUGUGAUAAUAUUUUUUCUAUCCCAUUAAAAACUGAAUUAACAUGGAUAAAAGUUAGCUGAAGUAAACCAUAUAAAUUAUUAAUUUGUUAUUAAUUUUAUUUCAUAAUCAAUGGGCGCUCGUUAUAAAGCUUGCUUGCUGUGGCGACCCUUUUUCCACUAUAUUUAAAUGUUCUGAUGGGCCUACAUUUUUAUCCAUUAUUGUUUUUGCUUAUGUAUUUCUCCGUCUAUGUAUGUUGUGUUGAUGAUGUGGAAAUAAACUUUAUACUGAAUUGAAUUGAAUUGAAAUUAAAAUUUUGAAAAAAUUAGAACUUCAUUUUGGGAAACUAGAUCUACAUUUUGAGAAAUUUACGCCUACGUCUUGAUAAAUAAGAUAUUGAAUUUUGCAAUUACAUUUUGAUUUUAACAUGGACUUUUGCUGCGUAUGGCACCCAAUACAUACAGACCUUGUCUUCGGCGGGGCUUGUCAAUGUGAGAUCCUUGGGAAUAUAUUAGGCUUAAUUGGCAGCCUUAUGAUAUGAGAAAUUAAUAAUUGUAAUGCUAAUUCUCCCUCGAUUAUAACAUAUGCAGUGGUGUAUCUAGGAGUCUUAUACGAUGUGUUGCAAUUUAUUGCAGAGCAACGUCCUCCACUGCCGUACGUCGCCAUACCGCAUCGCGGUGUACAAUUUUUUAUUUGGGAAUUGACAAUUAAAUACGCGACGACUUGGUAACGAAAGUUUGGUAGAGUUUUUUUUUAGAUCCAGCCGUACGGGGCCAUUUUUGUAUUCCCACCAUGCAUUGCGGUAGAACACCUUUUUUCUGUGGAGAACUCUAUCUUGUGUUUCUAGUAUCUUUGCUAUUACGUCCAAUGCGGCCUGUGGCGGUAACGGCAAGCCUGUUCAUGAAUGACGCUGCGCGUCUUAAACUACAGCGGUGGACCUUUCCUAUCAAUGACUCUAUUUCUACACCUCCUGUUAUACUCCUAAUCCUACACUUUUGGAGUCCUUAGGGGGUCGGCUUUACCCACUAGAACCAGAACCAUCGAUGGGGUGUUUUCAGCUUAUGGUCAAAGGACACAUAGAGUCAAAACCCUAAAAUGAUUGAAGUCUAUUUCUGCCACAAGAAACAUAGCACUUGAUUAGGAGCAUUUUCACAGUUUUUGGGCUGAUAGAUAAUGAUUGUGACACUAAAUGCUAAAGUAGAAAGAUUACAUUAUCAAAAUUAUCCAAUUUAACUCAAAUUUACCAGAAAUAAUCUGAUUUAGUUCAUGUUCUAUUGAACAUAUUUUUUAGUUAUUAUUAUUAUUAUUAUUAUUAUUAUUAUUAUUAAUUUUAUUAUUAAUAUUAUUAUUAUCAUCAUUAUUGUGAUGAUAUUAAUCUAUUAUGAUCACGCUUUGUCAACUGAACCAAUCAGAAGAGAGUAUACAAACUGCAUGCGAAGGAACAGAUUUGAACCUUACCUGUGAAGGAGAAAGUACACUUGACAUCCACAGUACGUUGUAUGGCCGUCUUGACACAGAAACAUGCCUAAAUGAUCAUGUCCGUCAAACAUGCUGUAUCGCUGAAUCGGCGCUCCAAAAGGUACAGGAGGCUUGCCAAUACCAAAGUUCAUGCGUUGUAAAAGCAGAAAAUGGGGUAUUCGGAGAUCCGUGUUUUGGAGUGUUCAAAUAUCUCCAAGUUUUUUAUACGUGUGAAGAUAAAGAAAUGCCACACGUGACUGAAUUGACUAAAAUUAGUACAUCAGUAUUCACUGAUUCUAAAGAUGGUCAAGGUGGUAAUAGAGAGAGUACUACCAAACAAUUCGUGGGAACAGGACAGAAAACAGAUAAAGGAGAAGUAACAUAUGGAGGCAAGGCGACUCCACCAACCACUACUGGCAUACUGGAACGGCAGAAUAAAGGAGAGUCUUUAGUCGAAGUUUCCGUAGGAUCAGUUGUAUCUGUGUUUAUACUAAUCGGCAUUGCAACACUGACUUUGUAUUUUAAAAAAAGAAAAAAAAAUGGGUCUCCACAUUCAGUGUCGCAUGAAAUGACAAAUAGUAUCUAUAUGACCAAUGCAAAUGAAUCACAUAGCAUGGAAAUAUCUGACAUCAGCCCUAGGCACAAUGCAUUGCACGAUGCGACAACAGAAAAGCCUGCAAAUGAAUAUGGUAGGUACCCAGGUGACGGACAGGAGCGACUGAUGUCAACAGUUAGCGCAGUGACACCAAAUGAUUCAACUUAUUACAGCACACUACAGAAGGAGGAGGAGAGUAAAUCUCAAUCUACAUAUAUGUUUCUUCAUCAUGAUGCAAGCACCACAACGAACUCAGGUUCGACUGAACGACAGAUAAAGACUGAGGCAGAUUAUUCUUACGCUAGCUAUCCUGGGAAAAGUCGGAUGGACAACGAGGAAGCAUCAAAUGAUUCACCUGAGUACUGCGCACUGCAAAAGGAGGAGAGUGACGUCAUACAAAAACAGAAUACAUCGAAAUCUAAAUACAUGGUACUUCAACAUGAUACAAAUACUACAACGAACACAGGUUCGUUUGCAACUGAAAAGGAUCCUGAAUCUGAAUAUUCAUACGCUAGCUUUCCUAUGAAUACCCGGACUGACAACGACAAAGUACCAACGGAUUCACCUGUAUACUACACCUUGCCGAAGAAGCAAGACAGUGACGCCACUGAUCCGACAUCUAAUGUAAGAGUAAAACCUAGUAAUACCGACAUUCCGAAGAUGGGCGGAUUGCAAUCUGAAUACAUGUGUCUCCAACAAGAUGGAAGUAGGUCUACCGCAAUCGUACCUCCUGAUCCUAACGCUGAGGAGGCAGAGAGUGAUGUUGAGUAUGAGUACGCUUAUACUACCUACCAGGGAGAAAAUCAAUAUCAACAGAAACCGAUGGGUAAUGCAGAUCGAUCGAAUAAUUACAUGCAGGUGAUAGACCAGGGCAGUGACGUCAUAAAUAAAUUGAACGUUAGAUCACUUCAAAAUGAUGAUGCUUAUGCUGAACUGAGGCUUGGUGUGAAUGAUUCCAACGAAGGACCAUACGAUACGUUAAAUCACCUCAUUCGCACUAGAGUUCCAGAUGACGUAACUGACGACUACAAUAAGCUGAUACCCACCCCUGCUUUUGAUGAAGAGUCAGAGGAAUAUUCUCAUCUUAACAGGAAAUUUCUGAACACGGAUGAAAGUGUGAUCGAUGCUAGCUAUGGAAAACUCAAACUGUCAGUAGAACCAGCGCAUGGAUUGAUUUAAACCACAUGGGCGAAACUUGUAUGAUAUUGAUUUUAAAGUAUAUCCUUUUUUUAAAAAAUAUAAAUGACAUUAAAAAUAAUAAAAUCUAGAAAAAGAAAUACAGGGAUUGUACAACACGGGAUAAUUUACUUUUUGGAGUUUACUUCCAGUGACAAUUUUUAUGAAUCUUGUUCUUUUUCAAGUCCAAAAUGUAAACUUGCCAAAGAAUGGGUUUCAAUUCUAACAUAGGUUAUUAGUAGAGUACUGUUGCUAGUUAUUAUCAUUUAUUAGUAGUACUUAAAGUCUUGCAUGGUGAAACAAGAAAUAAUUCAUAUAAAAGUGUUUUAAAUCGUUGCCUUUUAAUUUUUUUAUCUUAAUUUACACCCACGUAACAAUAAUAACAGCUACAUUAAUAAAAACAAAAUAAAAUAUUAUUGAUAACAAUAUAAAAAGGAA